Hipposideros armiger (great roundleaf bat) is the source of this 5927-nucleotide messenger RNA. RefSeq names its product chromodomain helicase DNA binding protein 4 (gene CHD4). The coding region runs from base 222 to 5390 and encodes 1722 amino acids. The record is from RefSeq and is a predicted model, not a curated record. Gene Ontology annotation, biological process: chromatin remodeling. Gene Ontology annotation, cellular component: chromatin; nucleus; NuRD complex. The transcript is spliced from 35 exons. Gene Ontology annotation, molecular function: chromatin binding; ATP-dependent chromatin remodeler activity; histone binding. NCBI's taxonomy places the organism in Eukaryota, Metazoa, Chordata, Mammalia, Chiroptera, Hipposideridae.
UGGGAUUUCCCGGCCGGUGUUUCGGGCCCUUUAAGAGGCGACGCCGGAGCCGGAGCCAUUUUCCCCCCUUCGGCCGCGGCGAGGAGGAGCCGGAGCGGGAGUGACACCGGGCCGGACCCAGCGCGACCUGCGGCGGCUCCGGGUGACUCGGGCCAGUGUAGAGGGCCCCAGGCCGCAGGCAGGAGCAGCUGGGCCAAUUCCCUGGCUGCGAGCGGAAGGGGAUGGCGUCGGGCCUGGGCUCCCCGUCCCCCUGCUCGGCUGGCAGCGAGGAGGAGGAUAUGGAUGCACUUUUGAACAACAGCCUGCCCCCACCCCACCCAGAAAACGAAGAGGACCCAGAAGAGGAUUUGUCAGAAGCAGAGACUCCAAAGCUCAAGAAGAAGAAAAAGCCUAAGAAACCUCGGGACCCCAAAAUCCCUAAGAGCAAGCGCCAAAAAAAGGAGCUGGGGGACAGCUCUGGGGAGGGGCCAGAGUUUGUGGAGGAGGAGGAAGAGGUGGCUCUGCGCUCAGACAGUGAGGGCAGCGACUAUACCCCUGGCAAAAAGAAGAAGAAGAAGCUUGGACCUAAGAAAGAAAAGAAGAGCAAAUCCAAGCGGAAGGAGGAGGAGGAGGAGGAUGACGAUGAUGAUGAUUCCAAGGAGCCUAAGUCAUCUGCUCAGCUCCUGGAAGACUGGGGCAUGGAAGACAUUGACCAUGUGUUCUCAGAGGAGGAUUAUCGCACCCUCACCAACUAUAAGGCCUUUAGCCAGUUUGUCCGACCCCUCAUUGCUGCCAAAAACCCCAAGAUUGCUGUCUCCAAGAUGAUGAUGGUUUUGGGUGCGAAGUGGCGGGAGUUCAGCACUAACAAUCCCUUCAAAGGCAGUUCUGGGGCUUCAGUGGCGGCGGCGGCAGCAGCAGCGGUGGCUGUGGUGGAGAGCAUGGUGACAGCCACUGAGGUUGCACCACCUCCUCCCCCUGUGGAGGUGCCUAUCCGCAAGGCCAAGACGAAGGAGGGCAAAGGUCCCAAUGCUCGGAGGAAGCCCAAGGGUAGCCCUCGUGUACCUGAUGCCAAGAAGCCUAAACCCAAGAAAGUGGCUCCCCUGAAAAUCAAGCUGGGAGGUUUCGGUUCUAAGCGUAAGAGAUCUUCGAGUGAGGAUGAUGACUUAGAUGUGGAAUCUGACUUCGAUGAUGCCAGCAUCAAUAGCUAUUCUGUUUCUGAUGGUUCUACCAGCCGUAGUAGCCGCAGUCGCAAGAAACUCCGAACCACUAAAAAGAAAAAGAAAGGCGAGGAGGAGGUGACUGCUGUGGAUGGUUAUGAGACAGACCACCAGGACUAUUGCGAGGUGUGCCAGCAAGGCGGUGAGAUCAUCCUGUGUGAUACCUGUCCCCGAGCGUACCACAUGGUCUGCCUGGAUCCGGAUAUGGAGAAGGCUCCUGAGGGCAAGUGGAGCUGUCCACACUGCGAGAAGGAAGGCAUCCAGUGGGAGGCUAAAGAGGACAAUUCGGAGGGUGAGGAGAUCCUGGAAGAGGUUGGGGGAGACCCUGAAGAGGAGGAUGACCACCAUAUGGAAUUUUGUCGGGUCUGCAAGGAUGGUGGGGAGCUGCUCUGUUGUGACACCUGUCCUUCUUCGUACCACAUCCACUGCCUAAACCCUCCACUUCCAGAGAUCCCCAAUGGCGAAUGGCUCUGCCCCCGUUGUACGUGUCCAGCUCUCAAGGGCAAAGUCCAGAAGAUCCUAAUCUGGAAGUGGGGUCAGCCACCAUCUCCUACACCAGUGCCUCGGCCUCCAGAUGCUGAUCCCAAUACUCCCUCCCCCAAGCCUUUGGAGGGGCGGCCAGAGCGGCAGUUCUUUGUGAAAUGGCAAGGCAUGUCUUACUGGCACUGCUCCUGGGUGUCUGAACUGCAGUUGGAGCUACACUGUCAAGUGAUGUUCCGAAAUUAUCAGCGGAAGAAUGAUAUGGAUGAGCCACCUUCAGGGGACUUUGGUGGUGACGAAGAGAAGAGCCGAAAGAGAAAGAACAAGGACCCUAAAUUUGCAGAGAUGGAGGAACGCUUCUAUCGCUAUGGGAUAAAACCUGAGUGGAUGAUGAUCCACCGAAUUCUCAACCACAGUGUGGACAAGAAGGGCCAUGUCCACUACUUGAUCAAGUGGAGGGACUUGCCCUAUGAUCAGGCAUCCUGGGAGAGUGAGGAUGUGGAGAUUCAGGACUAUGACCUUUUCAAGCAGAGCUAUUGGAAUCACAGGGAAUUAAUGAGGGGUGAGGAAGGACGACCAGGCAAGAAGCUCAAGAAGGUGAAGCUGAGGAAGCUGGAGAGGCCUCCUGAAACUCCAACAGUUGAUCCAACAGUGAAGUAUGAGCGACAGCCAGAGUAUCUGGAUGCCACAGGUGGAACUCUGCACCCCUAUCAAAUGGAGGGCUUGAAUUGGUUGCGCUUCUCCUGGGCUCAGGGCACGGACACCAUCUUGGCUGAUGAGAUGGGCCUUGGGAAGACUGUCCAGACAGCAGUCUUUCUGUAUUCUCUCUACAAGGAGGGUCAUUCCAAAGGCCCCUUCCUAGUGAGUGCCCCUCUUUCUACCAUCAUCAACUGGGAGCGGGAGUUUGAAAUGUGGGCUCCAGAUAUGUAUGUGGUGACUUAUGUGGGUGACAAAGACAGCCGGGCCAUCAUCCGGGAGAAUGAGUUCUCCUUUGAAGACAACGCCAUUCGUGGUGGCAAGAAGGCCUCUCGCAUGAAGAAAGAGGCAUCUGUGAAGUUCCAUGUGCUGCUGACAUCCUAUGAGUUGAUCACCAUUGACAUGGCUAUCUUGGGCUCUAUUGACUGGGCCUGCCUCAUCGUGGAUGAAGCCCAUCGGCUCAAGAACAAUCAAUCUAAGUUCUUCCGGGUCUUAAAUGGUUACUCACUCCAGCACAAACUAUUACUGACUGGGACUCCAUUACAAAACAAUCUAGAAGAGCUGUUUCACCUGCUCAACUUUCUCACCCCUGAGAGGUUCCACAAUUUGGAAGGCUUCUUGGAGGAGUUUGCUGACAUUGCCAAGGAAGACCAGAUUAAAAAACUGCAUGACAUGCUGGGGCCUCACAUGUUGCGGCGGCUCAAAGCUGAUGUGUUCAAAAAUAUGCCAUCCAAGACAGAGCUGAUUGUGCGUGUGGAGCUGAGCCCUAUGCAGAAGAAAUACUACAAGUAUAUCCUUACUCGAAAUUUUGAAGCACUCAAUGCUCGAGGUGGUGGCAACCAGGUCUCUCUGCUGAAUGUGGUGAUGGAUCUUAAGAAGUGCUGCAACCACCCAUAUCUCUUCCCUGUAGCUGCAAUGGAAGCGCCUAAAAUGCCUAAUGGCAUGUAUGAUGGCAGUGCCCUAAUCAGAGCAUCUGGGAAAUUAUUGCUGCUACAGAAGAUGCUCAAGAACCUUAAGGAGGGUGGGCACCGUGUACUCAUCUUCUCCCAGAUGACCAAGAUGCUGGACCUGCUAGAGGAUUUCUUGGAACAUGAAGGUUAUAAAUAUGAACGUAUUGAUGGUGGAAUCACUGGGAACAUGCGUCAGGAGGCCAUUGACCGCUUCAAUGCACCGGGUGCUCAACAGUUCUGCUUCUUGCUUUCUACUCGAGCUGGGGGCCUUGGAAUCAAUCUGGCCACUGCUGACACAGUCAUUAUCUAUGACUCUGACUGGAAUCCCCAUAAUGAUAUCCAGGCCUUUAGUAGAGCUCACCGUAUUGGGCAAAAUAAGAAGGUGAUGAUUUAUCGGUUUGUGACGCGUGCGUCAGUGGAGGAGCGUAUCACGCAGGUGGCUAAGAAGAAGAUGAUGCUGACACAUCUAGUGGUUCGGCCUGGGCUGGGCUCCAAAACUGGAUCCAUGUCCAAACAGGAGCUCGAUGACAUCCUCAAGUUUGGCACUGAGGAACUAUUCAAGGAUGAAGCUACAGAUGGAGGAGGAGACAACAAAGAGGGAGAGGAUAGCAGUGUUAUCCACUAUGAUGAUAAGGCCAUUGAACGACUGCUGGACCGUAACCAGGAUGAGACUGAAGACACAGAAUUGCAGGGCAUGAAUGAAUAUUUGAGCUCAUUUAAAGUGGCCCAGUAUGUGGUACGGGAAGAAGAAAUGGGGGAGGAAGAGGAGGUAGAACGGGAAAUCAUAAAACAGGAAGAAAGUGUGGAUCCUGACUACUGGGAGAAAUUGCUGCGGCACCAUUAUGAGCAGCAGCAAGAAGAUCUAGCCCGAAAUCUGGGCAAAGGAAAAAGAAUCCGUAAACAGGUCAACUACAAUGAUGGCUCCCAGGAGGACCGAGAUUGGCAGGACGACCAGUCCGACAACCAGUCCGAUUAUUCAGUGGCCUCAGAGGAAGGUGAUGAAGACUUUGAUGAACGUUCAGAAGCUCCCCGCAGGCCCAGUCGCAAGGGCCUGCGGAAUGAUAAAGAUAAACCAUUGCCUCCUCUGUUGGCCCGCGUUGGUGGGAAUAUUGAAGUACUUGGUUUUAAUGCUCGGCAGCGAAAAGCCUUUCUUAAUGCAAUUAUGCGAUAUGGGAUGCCACCUCAGGAUGCUUUUACCACCCAGUGGCUCGUGAGAGAUCUGCGAGGCAAAUCAGAGAAAGAGUUCAAGGCUUACGUCUCUCUUUUUAUGCGGCAUUUAUGUGAGCCGGGAGCAGAUGGGGCUGAGACCUUUGCUGAUGGUGUCCCCCGAGAAGGCCUGUCUCGUCAGCAUGUCCUUACUAGGAUUGGCGUCAUGUCUUUGAUUCGCAAGAAGGUUCAGGAGUUUGAACAUGUUAAUGGGCGCUGGAGUAUGCCUGAACUCGCUGAAGUAGAGGAAAACAAGAAAAUGUCCCAGCCAGGGUCACCUUCCCCAAAGACUCCUACACCCUCCACUCCAGGGGACACACAACCCAAUACUCCUGCACCUGCCCCACCUGCUGAGGAUGGGAUAAAAAUAGAGGAAAAUAGCCUCAAAGAAGAAGAGAAUGCAGAAGGAGAAAAGGAGGUUAAACCUACAGCCCCUGAGGCCACCGUUGAGGUAAGAGAUUGGGGUGACGAUGCCAUACCAAAGCUCCUAGAACAAGCCUUGGUGAUUGAGGAACAGCUGCGCCGUGCAGCUUAUCUGAACAUGUCAGAGGACCCCUCUCACCCUUCCAUGGCCCUAAACACCCGCUUUGCUGAGGUGGAGUGUUUAGCGGAGAGUCAUCAGCACCUGUCCAAGGAGUCAAUGGCAGGAAACAAGCCUGCCAAUGCGGUCCUGCACAAAGUUCUGAAACAGCUAGAAGAACUGCUGAGUGACAUGAAAGCAGAUGUGACUCGACUCCCAGCUACUAUUGCCCGAAUUCCCCCAGUUGCUGUGAGGCUACAGAUGUCAGAGCGUAAUAUUCUCAGCCGCUUGGCAAACCGAGCACCUGACCCUACUCCACAGCAGGUAGCGCAGCAGCAGUAAAGCUCCAGAUUGAUGACAACCACCUCCACCGCUGAGCAGUGACCUUCCUCACUUUCCCUUGCCCAGCUUCUCCCCUGGCGGCCUGAGAGACCCUCUUCUUCCUUCUGCCCAUCUUCCAUGUUGUAAAGGGACAGCCCCCACUGUACUGGGGGAGGGAAGGGAGCGAGGGGCAGUGGUGCCCUUCCUGCUGGAGAGACAGUGCAGCAGUAGCGCCGGCGCCAUCUGCAGGGAGCUGGCGGGCUGGCCGCCUUCUGGGCCCUGGCUUGCCCCACUGUAACGUCUGUUACACACAAACUGUUGUGGGUUUCUGCCAGGCUUGAAGAAAACGAUCUGAAUUUCUUCUUCCUUUUGGUUUUAUUUUGUUGGUUUAUUUUGUGUUUUCUUUUCUCCUUUUUUGGGGUAUUCAGAGUGGGCCGGGCCCCUGGGCGAGACACAGCUACCUCUGUUGGCAUCUUUUUAAUACCAGGAACCCAGCGGCUCCAGCCAUGGCUAGAAUGAAAUAAAGUUGAAAAAAAAAAAAAAGGAAAAGAACCAAAA